Sesamum indicum (sesame) is the source of this 2419-nucleotide messenger RNA. RefSeq lists its product as uncharacterized. Gene Ontology annotation, molecular function: protein binding. The record is from RefSeq and is a predicted model, not a curated record. Lineage: Eukaryota; Viridiplantae; Streptophyta; Magnoliopsida; Lamiales; Pedaliaceae.
GGCCAAGUCCAACCACGACUACCCCUUUUUCCAAUUUCUCUCUCUUCUCCCUGUUUUUCCAACUCAACUCCUUCAAUGGAGGCCCCACUCCUCUCCACUGCUCCGCCAAUCCCCAUCACCACUCCGACGCCGGUACCCUACCCGGAUUCCAUCGACUCAUCCCCCCGCUCCCGCCAAACCGAUUCUUGGGAAGCAGAUGCGCCUCCACCUCAGCCACCACCGAAGCUCCGCCUCAUGUGCAGCUACGGUGGGCAUAUAGUCCCCCGUCCACACGAUAAGUCCCUGUGCUACAUCGGCGGGGAUACCCGCAUAAUCGUUAUCGAUCGCCACAUGUCUCUUUCCGACCUCCACCACCGUCUCUCGAAGAACCUCCUACGUAACCAGCCCUUUUCCCUCAAAUACCAACUCCCCAGUGAGGACUUAGAUUCUUUAAUCUCGGUCGCAACAGAUGAAGAUCUUGAGAACAUGGUGGAGGAAUACGACCGCCUUCAUAAUGCCGGUGGCAGCAUGAAAACCGGUCGCCUCCGCCUCUUCUUGUUUCCCAAAUCAUCGUCGAGUGUUGAACAACUUCUUGUCGAGACUGCGUCGACUAAAUCGGAGGACUGGUUUUUCAACGCUCUCAAUGGGAAGGGAAAUAAUUUGUCUGGUGCUGCUAGUGAUCGUGAGUUUUCGGAAACUUCCUCGGUUAAUUGUUUACUUGGAUUGGAUGAUGACUUUGUCGGAAAGGCGCCGGUUGGGGAGAAAGAUGCCGGAGCCCAGAUGGAGGGGUCAAAGAUGGGUGGUAAUGGAAACGGAAAUGUUAACGGCAACUAUGUCAUUAAUCACGACGUGCACUCGGUGCCGGGUUCUCCAAUGCUGGAAACGAAUUCGUCUUUUGGGUCUACUUCCAGCUCUCCAUCGGUCGCCAAUUUGCCGCCUAUAAGGGUGCAUGUGGAUGAGCAUCCAAAGAUCGGAGGGUUGGGAAUUGAGGAGCAAUUUCAGCAAAUGAGUGUUGGCGUCACGGGAAUCGUUAAUUUGCCGCCGCCGCAAAAACAGGAUGAGGUCGGCGGUCUUGUGGCCUCGGGCGUUGCGGUGGCUUCUGGGUUGCCGGUGAUGGUUGGUAGUGAGUAUGCUAAUAGAUCUGAUGACGAACGAUCAGAUCAUGGAGGGUAUAGAAGGGCACAACAAAUUCAGCCACAGGUACAAGCUCAAUUGCAACCGCAGCAGAUUCCUCAGUUUCAGAAGAAACAAACUAGUGCUUUCGAUUUGACUUCUCCAGAUUCUGUAUCAAGUGAUGGAAGUGUAACAAAUCCGUUGUCUAGGCAGAGACAGUCGCAAACUAUUUAUCAAGAACCGAUGACACAAGUUCCAUCUGGAAACACUAGGAUUUCUUCAAAUCAGGUUGAGCUGAAGACGGGGGAUCAAAACAACAGCAAAAUUCAGAUGCAACCGCAAUUUCAGGAAUCCGGCUAUGUGUUAGCCAGCCAAUAUGAUCAAAAUCAUUCUCAGUUGCAUCAACCACAGCAGUUUGUUCGUGCCGGUAACCAGUAUAUCCCUGCUGGUGCCAUGCCAUUAUCCUCGUAUUACCCUAUAUAUCCUCCACAGAAGCAACACCACCAUUCACAUCCGACCAUGCUCGACCAGCAGCAUCCGGUUUAUUUUGUGUCCGCCCGUCAGACCCAAGCUUAUAACCUGCCUGUCCAGCAACCUAGUUAUAGUGAAUUGGCUCCAACUGCUCCUUCUAGCCUCCCGCAAACGCCUCCUGCUGCUGCCGGAUCCCCUCAUGCAGCUUACAGUCAGACUAGAAAUGCUCCUUCCAAUAAUCCUGAUACGGCUGGUGGUAUGUAUAGAACAGCAGCGGCGCAAUUCGUCCAGGUGCCUUCCAGCCACCACCAAGCCCAAUAUGUUGGUUUCACUCAAAUUCAUUAUCCCUCUCAGUCAAUGACUCCGUCCUCCGGAGCCAAUUCUACUUAUGCUUAUGAAUUUGCUGAUCCAACCCAUGCGCAAAUGUACUACACGCAGUUACCACCUCAGUUGGCUGCUCAGUACCAGACCCUGUCAUCAACCCCUGCGAUGGUCGUACCCGAUGCUUCUACUCAGCUCCCAGUAGAGAACUUGAAGCAGCAGGUUAGGACUUCGCAGGCAUGAGGUGAGUUGGGCAUGGAUAAAAUUUUGCAGCUGUGGGAUUGGUUUAUCUUUGAAGCUCAUAAGACAGUGUCCACAUGAUUAUUCUUACUACUUUGGUUAUAUGGAAUUGUAAUAGUUAAUAAGAAACUAUGGUCUUUUCUCUUCCUUUUUGUGUGUGUUAUAUUGCAGAUAUCAAAUGAAAAUGGACAAUGUCUGAUAUCAUACUGUAAAAUGGUUCGGUAUAUAUAUCAGUUAUGGAAUAACUAUACAAGUGUAUAAGGAGUUACUGGAUGAAAACUGUGUUCUAGUCUAA